This is a messenger RNA of Sardina pilchardus (European sardine), 1251 nucleotides long. RefSeq lists its product as uncharacterized. Gene Ontology annotation, molecular function: calcium ion binding. The transcript has 7 exons. Lineage: Eukaryota; Metazoa; Chordata; Actinopteri; Clupeiformes; Clupeidae. Bases 1 to 1068 code for a protein of 355 amino acids. The record is from RefSeq and is a predicted model, not a curated record. Gene Ontology annotation, cellular component: membrane. Gene Ontology annotation, biological process: homophilic cell-cell adhesion.
AUGAUUGAGACUUCUGAGGGUGAGGUGGUGGUCCAAGUGAAAGCAGAGGAUGCAGAUGCCAGUCCGGUCAACAACCGCAUUACCUACAGCCUUGUGGCCACAGAGCACAGCUCCAUGUUUGCGGUGGAGCCCUCUAGUGGCAAGGUGUAUGUAGCAUCUCCUGCUGGUCUGAGUGGAAAUCUGACUCUGCAGGUGAUGGCAUCAGACCCACAUGGACUCAAUGACACAACAACAGUUAAGGUGGUAAUAUUGGAAAGCAGAGAUGUGGUGAUUUCCCUGAACCAGGAGAUCGGUACUGUGCAGAACAAAACCCUCGAGAUGAAGGAAGCUCUAGAGAGGGCCCUCGGCUGGUCUGUGAAGAUCAUCAGUGUGAGCAGCAGUAUGGGAGAGUUGGCCCUGAGUCGAACCAUAGCGAUCCACACACUCCAAGAAAAGGACACUCCAAGGACAUACGUCAGUUUUCUAUCAACAGAAACCAAUGGGACCAAUGUCAUACCAAAGGAGACCGUCCAAAAGAAGCUGCUGGAUGAUGAGGAGAAAGUUCUGGUGGAGUUGCGGGAGGUCUUUGGUCCAGAUGUACAGUUUCGUGUUGAGAUUACCGGUUCAGACACAAACAACUCAAUCAUCUUGGGAGCAAUAAUAGGUGUAGCGCUGGUUUGCAUUGUGGGAGGUGUUGCUGCUUUUUUUGGGUACAAAAGAACACAAUCAAAAAAACACAUCAACACCGGAGUACCAAUGAGCAACAUCAUAGACAACACGAGGGACAACGACUCUAUUGGAAGCACAGGUGAUUUGGCAAACGACAAUGACUCGGGGAAUAUGAAACCAGAUUUUAGGAAGGACAAUGACUCUGGGAAUCUGAAACCAGACUUUAGGAAGGACAAUGACUCGGGGAAUCUGAAACCAGACUUUGCAGACAAUGACUCGGGGAAUCUGAAACCAGACUUUGCAGACAAUGACUCAGGGAAUCUGAAACCUGACUUUGCUGCAGAGGCUAAUGUACGACGGAAGCGUCGCCCCUUACAUAGAAAAGGUAUACUUGAUGUGGUGUUUAAUGAGCAAACCUGAAGUAUAAUUUGAAAGUUCACUUUAUGUGGUGAGUUAACUAUGCAUGUGGUAUACUUGUAAGGGUACUAUUUUAAUUCUUCUUUGGAUUAAAUUGGCCCACUUUUCAGUUUAUAAUAGUCAACUCAUAAGUGUAACUACAUGUACUUUAUUGUGUACUGCAACUGUCCUGAGAACUAUAGUAAG